This is a messenger RNA of Rattus rattus (black rat), 6638 nucleotides long. RefSeq names its product protein phosphatase 1 regulatory subunit 16A (gene Ppp1r16a). The coding region runs from base 752 to 2329 and encodes 525 amino acids. The transcript is spliced from 15 exons. Gene Ontology annotation, molecular function: protein phosphatase regulator activity; enzyme inhibitor activity; protein binding. The record is from RefSeq and is a predicted model, not a curated record. NCBI's taxonomy places the organism in Eukaryota, Metazoa, Chordata, Mammalia, Rodentia, Muridae. Gene Ontology annotation, cellular component: cytoplasm.
CGUAUUUACUCCUUAGGUGUGUGUGUGACGGCUGGAGGGGAGGUUCCCCUGAGAAAAUAUUGACAGACCUCCUGUCUCCUAGCUGCCUAGAGAUUGUUACCCUUGGACGCUGGAGGCUGGAAUCCCAGGACUGACCAUACUCCCUGGCCUUUGCUGCCAUAGCUUGUUAGACCUUGUUGUGCUGACUGAAAAACCAGCCAGAGGACUGAGGGCAGCCAGCAUGGAAGAAGAGCAGAGGCUCCCAGGGGCCGCCAGGGCCUUGCUGCUGAUUGGCCCUGCCCUCCAUUGUCCUAGGCAGGGUGCCAGGAAGCUGGAACUUUGUUAUCUGGGUAAUUAGCUUCAGACCCUGGACUGAGGCCGGCCAGGUCUUAGGGCUACUUCCCACAGGCUGUGCACCCUGACCCCAAGAGGGAGGCGAGGCGCUGUGUACAGAGGCCCGGCCAGCUGAACACUUGAGGUGUCAGUCCUGCCUGGGGAACGACUGCAGGCAUCCCCACUUACACACCUUCCACCCCACCCCAUGCCACACUGUCCUCCCUGGCUGGGCUCUGCCCCUUAGGGCAGCUGGGCCUGGUCACAGUGUGGGGCCUCCCAUCUCAGCCUUGCCAGGGACAGAGGGCACCAAGUCUCAGAAAGGGGAUGCCCCCAAGGGUGCCAGUCCAGCCAGCUGCCCCACCCUUCAGGCUUGUCCUGGCCCCCCAAACCCAAAUCGUGGUGCCCCAAGACGUCCUGUGGGCAGACAUCCACCACCAUGGCCGAGCACCUGGAGCUGCUGGCAGAGAUGCCCAUGGUAGGCAGGAUGAGCACCCAGGAGCGGCUGAAGCAUGCCCAGAAGCGACGUGCCCAGCAGGUAAAAAUGUGGGCCCAGGCUGAGAAGGAGGCCCAUGGUAACAAGAAGGGCCAUGGGGAGCGGCCAAGGAAGGAGGUGGCUGGCCUCAAGCCUCAGAAGCAGGUCCGCUUCCCUCCCAGCAUUGCCCUUCUGGAGGCUGCUGCCCGGAACGACCUGGAGGAAGUCCGCCAGUUCCUUACCAGUGGGGUUAGCCCCAACCUGUCCAAUGAGGAUGGCUUGACUGCACUGCACCAGUGCUGCAUUGAUGACUUCCAAGAGAUGGUACAGCAGCUCCUGGAGGCUGGGGCUGAUGUCAAUGCUCGAGACAGUGAGUGCUGGACACCUCUGCAUGCGGCAGCUACCUGCGGCCAUCUGCAUCUGGUGGAACUCCUUAUUUCACGUGGUGCAGAUCUCCUUGCGGUCAAUACAGAUGGGAAUAUGCCCUACGACCUGUGUGAGGAUGAACAGACACUGGAUUACCUCGAGACUGCCAUGGCCAAUCGUGGUAUCACCCAGGACAGCAUUGAGGAGGCCCGGGCAGUGCCAGAGCUAUGCAUGCUGAAUGACCUCCAGAACCUCCUGCAUGCUGGGGCCAACCUCAAUGACCCUUUGGAUCACGGGGCCACUCUGCUGCACAUCGCCGCUGCUAAUGGGUUCAGUGAGGUGGCUACCCUGCUACUGGAGCAAGGAGCUAGCCUGAGUGCUAAGGACCAUGAUGGCUGGGAGCCUCUGCAUGCUGCAGCUUACUGGGGCCAGGUACACCUGGUAGAAUUGCUUGUGGCACAUGGGGCUGAUCUGAAUGGAAAAUCUCUGGUGGACGAGACACCCCUUGAUGUGUGUGGUGAUGAGGAGGUAAGAGCCAAACUGCUGGAGCUCAAGCACAAACAGGAUGCACUCCUGCGCGCCCAGGGCCGCCAGCGCUCCUUGCUGCGCCGCCGCACCUCUAGUGCAGGCAGCCGCGGGAAGGUGGUGAGGCGAGUGAGCCUGACACAUCGCACCAACCUGUAUCGCAAGGAGCAUGCCCAAGAGGCCAUUGUGUGGCAACAGCCACCAGUCACCAGUCCAGAACCUCUCGAGGAUGAGGACAGGCAGACAGAUGCUGAACUCCGGCUGCAGGCCCCAGAGGAUGACAGCCCUGAGGUGGCCAGACCACACAAUGGCCAAGUAGGGGCGCCCCCAGGGAGACACCUGUACUCCAAGCGUCUAGAUCGGAGUGUCUCCUAUCAUCUGAGUCCUGAGGAGAGCUGUUCACCUGAUGCCCUCAUCCGGGACAAGGCUCACCACACGCUGGCAGAGCUUAAACGACAGCGAGCAGCUGCGAAGCUUCAGCGGCCUGCCCCUGAAGGGCCCGGGACCUGUGAGCCUGGCCUGUCUGUCGACACCGAGACUUCCCAGCCUGAGUGUGGCUUCAGCACAAGUGGAGACCCACCCCUGCUCAAGCUCACUGCCCCCUCGGAGGAGGCGUCUGUGGAAAAGAGGCCAUGCUGUUUGCUCAUGUGAAAUGUGAUUCCUCAGUAUGGCAGGGUUCAACCCCUUGCCCAGCCAGGGCUUCCUCAUGAUCUCUGGCCUGGUGAUCCACUUCAGCACAUACCCCAGUGCUGUAGGGGAGCUGGCACAGAGCCCCAUCGCCCUCCCAGCCCAGGACACUGGCCACCUUGCUCAGGGACGGACUAUGCAGAGCUCUACUUACGGGCCUUAGGCCACAGACUGCUUAUUUUGUGACUCUUGAUAAAGGCUGUUUGCCACUGAGCCUUCUUCCCAUGUGUCUCACUGGUUAGGAGCCACCCAUGCCCGGAGCACCCAAACUUGUAGACAGGUGCAUGCUGGGGCUUGCAGGUGUCAGCCCCAGCCUUUGUGGGAGGAAAGCUUAAGGCCACAGGCAAGAAGCCCAGCCUCAGCCUCCACCUCUCCCAUGGUUCAGCUUCUUGGAGGCUCCUGUAACCCUUUGCUUUCCUGAAAGCAGCAGGGCACUUUGGAGAAAACUCUUCAUGGGUGAUGGAGUGGGACAGGGACCCUGGCUGGAAGGGAUACAGUAUCUUCCACAGGGUGGUCAGAGCCAGCAGGGGAAACAGGCAGAAGCCUGGCUUUAGUUAGGUCCUUCCCAGGGUCAUGGUCUCAGUUUCUGGCGUGAAGCCCUGAUCCUGGGGCAUGUCUGCCAGCUUCCGCCUGUGCUGGUAUAGGUGACAAGCAGUUGGCCACUCUGGCUGUGCUGGCUAGCACAGUGUAUCAGAGUGAGAGGGGCCCUUUAGGGGCCUCAAGCUAGAGGGAAGAAGGCACUUCUAGAUCAUGGCCAUUGCAUUUGGCUUUGCAUGGCCAUCUCUACCCGGUCACAUGGGAACUGAACUGGUCAGCCUGGUGUCCAUCCCCAGGGCCUGUCCUUCUUCUAGCACCUGUGGUUGGAUGGUUAGUGUCCUUGGAAGGGCUUGGGGGAGGGUUGGUGGCGACCGCUGGUUAAAUUUAGAGUAGGGCUGUGCUGCUGCUGCCUGAGGUCCACCUGCUACCACUGCUGCUUGGGUCCUGCUGGUAAGAGGCAGGCAGUGGCAGGUCCUGCCAGGUCCAGGCCUAUCUUAAUCUGUGCUGUGUGUGUCCUGAGGGCCAGAGAGAGGCCACUGAGCUGGGAGGCUACUGUGGCAUCAGAGCCAAGAGAGCAGAGGUGAGUGUGUCCCCACUCCAGGACCUGCUGUGGUAUUUCUUCGAGCCUCCAGGGACAGAGGGAUCAAGGCUCACCUCAUGCCUUCCUAGCUGCCUGCUACCCAGCUUAGAAGUCAGUCUCCCCAGCCCUCAGUCUGAGCCAUAGAUAGGUCAAAGGGCUUAGAUGACCAGGGCUGAGCGUGUCUAUACGCUUCCUGCAAGGCCAGUGGGCGUGGGGCACUGUGGGCCUAUCAGAGCUCACUUCCUGCUCUCUCCACCAAUUAGGAGCAGCAGGGUAGGGACUUAGUUACCCUUGGCCUGGGCUGUGGACCUAAGGGCACCCUCUCAGGCUGAUGUGUAUUGAAAGGGCAUGAGGGCAGUCCAGGGUGAGGUGUGUCCAGAACUAGCUGUCCCCUCUCCAGUCUCUUCCCCUCCCCCUAAACCCUUGCAGUGGCUCUUCAGGGACCAAGGUCCAACCAUAGCACUCCAGCAGUCCCCAUGGAACCCAGAGACUGAACCUCUUUCUCCCUCCCCCCAGUGCUCCCCAGAUUCCUAAGGCCUGGCUUAGUUACCUAGGAGACAAGUCCACUUGCUUAAGGAAAGAUGGGGUGUGUAUCAGGUCGGAGAGGGCUAGGCCUUAGCUGGGCCUUGCUAGGAUAAAUCUCCAGUAGUCCCUGGUCCUGCUCUUAGCAGUCCCAGACACUGAACGCUCUCUUCUCCUAGUUUCCAGUGUGUCAGAUGUUGAACCAUCCGUCUGUCCCUACUCCCCAAGUGGGUCUCCUGCUACCUCGUGGGGACACUAGGCGGCACUGGGCCUCGCCCCAAGCCCCGCCUGCUGCCUUACCAACUCCCUCUGGCUCCCUGGGGCAGAUCUGUGCCCAGACUGGUGGGGCGGGGCCCUGGGUGCUCCAGUUCCUUCAGGCUUUUCUGCCCCUUUCAGUAGGGCCAAAAGGCUGCAGUGUGAAGGGUGUUGUCUUACCUCUCGCAGACUUUCCCACUCCCAGCCUGAUUUCCCCACUGGACCCUUCUCCUUCUGAACCAGCAUCCUGCCUGGUUUGAGCAGUCAUGGCCUCACGGGUGAAUGAUCAAAGCCAGGCUUCAAGGAAUGGGCUGAAGGGAAAGGUGCUAACUCUGGACACUAUGAACCCAUGUGUGCGGAGGGUGGAGUAUGCAGUUCGAGGACCCAUUGUGCAGCGUGCCUUGGAGCUGGAGCAGGAGCUGCGUCAGGGUGUGAAGAAGCCGUUUACUGAGGUCAUCCGUGCCAACAUUGGGGAUGCACAAGCCAUGGGGCAGAGACCCAUCACCUUCUUCCGCCAGGUUAGGCUGCUGUAGCCUGUGGUUACUCCCCGUCCCCCAACUGCCCUGGACUCAGUACUUGGUUCUUCCAGGUCCUGGCCCUCUGUGUCUACCCCAAUCUUCUGAGCAGUCCUGACUUCCCAGAGGAUGCCAAGAGAAGGGCAGAACGCAUCUUGCAGGCCUGCGGGGGCCACAGCCUGGGUGCCUAUAGCAUUAGCUCUGGAAUCCAGCCGAUCCGGGAGGAUGUGGCGCAAUACAUUGAGAGAAGAGACGGAGGCAUCCCCGCAGACCCGAACAACAUAUUUCUAUCCACAGGGGCCAGCGAUGCCAUCGUGGUAGGGAAGGCCAGGCCAGGCCAGAGUAGCCCUAUGUGUGAGGCUAGAUGGGGCUGAGUCUGGUGCAGCAGCGUCAGCAAUGGGCGGCGGUGGGGGCGGGGUGGGGCGUGCAACCCUGGUUGCACUAACGCUCUGCUCCCUAUCUCGCCCACAGACAAUGCUCAAGCUGCUGGUAUCUGGCGAGGGCCGUGCACGAACGGGUGUACUCAUUCCCAUUCCUCAGUACCCACUGUACUCAGCUGCGCUGGCUGAACUGGACGCCGUGCAAGUGGACUACUACCUGGACGAAGAGCGCGCCUGGGCUCUGGACAUCGCAGAGCUGCGGCGCGCUCUGUGCCAGGCACGUGACCGUUGCUGCCCUCGAGUACUGUGCGUCAUCAACCCCGGCAACCCCACUGGGCAGGUGCAGACCCGUGAGUGCAUCGAGGCCGUAAUCCGCUUUGCUUUCAAAGAGGGACUCUUCUUGAUGGCUGAUGAGGUAUGCACAGGUGCACACAGAACGGUGAGCAGCAGCUCAGCAGCCAGCCUGAAUGACACUGCCGCCCCUACAGGUAUACCAGGACAACGUGUAUGCCGAGGGCUCUCAGUUCCAUUCAUUCAAGAAGGUGCUCAUGGAGAUGGGGCCACCGUAUUCCACGCAGCAGGAGCUUGCUUCUUUCCACUCAGUCUCUAAGGGCUACAUGGGCGAGUGCGUACAGGCUCAGGUGGUGGGGAAGGUGGGAAGGGUAGCGGACUUCUCCCAGACCAGCCUCGACUCACGCUCUCCGGGCAGGUGCGGGUUUCGUGGUGGCUAUGUGGAGGUGGUAAACAUGGAUGCUGAGGUGCAGAAACAGAUGGGGAAGCUGAUGAGUGUGCGGCUGUGUCCACCAGUGCCAGGCCAGGCCUUGAUGGACAUGGUGGUCAGUCCGCCAACACCCUCCGAGCCGUCCUUCAAGCAGUUUCAAGCAGUGAGCAGACCAGACCAGGCCAAAGAUAUCUGGUGAUCCAGCUUUGGGUGGGACUAUAGAGGGACAGAUUGAAACCCUCUUCCAUAAUUACUUCCCGUGACUGCAGGAGAGACAGGAGGUGCUGGCUGAACUGGCAGCCAAGGCUAAGCUCACGGAGCAGGUCUUCAAUGAGGCUCCCGGGAUCCGCUGCAACCCAGUGCAGGGCGCCAUGUAUUCCUUCCCUCGAGUGCAGCUGCCCUUGAAAGCGGUGCAGCGUGCUCAGGAACUGGGCCUGGCCCCUGACAUGUUCUUCUGCCUGUGCCUCCUGGAAGAGACUGGCAUCUGCGUUGUGCCCGGGAGUGGCUUUGGGCAGCAGGAGGGCACCUAUCAUUUCCGGAUGACCAUUCUGCCCCCCAUGGAGAAACUGCGGCUGCUACUGGAAAAACUCAGGCACUUCCAUGCCAAGUUCACCCAUGAGUACUCCUGAAGCCACUGCUAGGGCCACACUGGACAGUCUCUGACGCAACAAACCGAGGGUCCUUGGGAGCCCUCAGUAUUUCUGAUUUCGUCUAGGGUCUCGGUAACUGUCCCUGCGAGUCCCUAAUAAAUCUGAUGUCAGCC